CCUCCUCAGCUCCUUCUCCAUCCCCGGGUCCAAGAUGGCGGCGGCGGCUCCUCCGGCUCCAUCGCCGCCUCCCCCUCCUCCCGCCGGCCCGUGCUGCCCGGGCUCUUGGCCUAACUUCGCCGUCGUUUGCUCUUUCCUCGAACGCUACGGUGCUUUGCUGGAUCUCCCCGAGCUGCCUUUCCCCGAUCUGGAGCGCGUCCUACAGCCUCCACAGGAACCUGGAGAUCAGGUUCCAAAAGAAUUGGUGGAGCUUCACUUGAAACUGAUGAGAAAGAUUGGGAAGUCUGUCACAGCAGACAGAUGGGAAAAAUAUUUGAUCAAGAUAUGCCAAGAAUUCAACAGCACUUGGGCUUGGGAGAUGGAAAAAAAAGGAUACCUAGAAAUGAGCGUCGAAUGCAAACUGGGGAUUCUGAAGUAUCUCUGUGAAUGUCAAUUUGAUGACAAUCUGAAGUUUAAGAAUAUAAUUAAUGAGGAGGAUGCUGAUGCCAUGCGCCUUCAGCCUAUUGGUCGAGACAAGGAUGGACUGAUGUAUUGGUAUCAGCUGGACCAGGAGCAUAAUGUCAGGAUGUACAUAGAAGAACAGGAUGACCAGGAUGGAUCCACAUGGAAGUGCAUUGUUAGAAACAGAAAUGAGCUUGCCGAGACCCUUGAGCUCCUGAAAGCACAAAUUGAUCCUGCCCUGCUGAAAAACAAUUCUCAGCAGGAGAAUUCAUCACGUGAAAGCCCAAGUAUAGAAGAUGAAGACACCAAAAAGGGUGAAGAAGCAUCUACACAAGAAAACCAAUUAAAAAUCAAAGAAGAAAAAGACGAGGUGGAGGAACAGUCAAAGGAAUUGGAAAGUCUUCCUCUUCCUGUGGUCAAAGAGGAUGAAAACAUGAUGAAAAUAGAGAAGGCUGAAGAAAAAGAAAUUAUAAAAUUGCCAGUAAUAGUAAAAUUAGAGAAGCCUUCGGAAUACAACGAAGAGAAACAAACUGUCAAAGAAGAAAGCGACUCCUUUAAAGAAAAUGUGAAGCCUGUUAAAGCAGAGGUGAAGGAAAACAAAAUAGAACCAAAAGACCUAAAGGAAGUAAAAAGUUCUACUGACAAAAUAGCAGUUCAUGAGCCUGAGAGGUUAGAAUUUUGUGUUAAUGUCAAAACUCCCCAGGAAAUUGUGGAGAAAUCUGUAGAAGAAAGCGAGAAACUUAAAAAUGACCAGCAGGCAAAAAUACCCCUUAAAAAGCGAGAGAUCAAGCUGACAGAUGACUAUGACAGUCCUAUAAAGGGGUCCCUGUGUAAAUGUGUGACUCCAACGAAGGACGUCUUGAAGGAAGAGGGGAAACCAGAAGAAGAAACUUUUAAGAGAGUCCCUACAAUUACUGCUUUAUGUCCCGAUGGGAAAGUGCUGGUUAAUGGAGAGGUUAGCAGUGAAAAAAUAACCCCAAGUGUCAUACAAAAUAAUCGGUCUGAGCACUCGGUUGGUGCAAAGGAAGACAGCAGCUCAUUAAAAGAGAAAAACGGUAAAAGUGGGGAAAAGGUAUCAGACUCCCUAAAUUCUGUUAGUAAAAUUAUAAAAGCAUGUGAGGUUGAGAAAAAUGCAGUAACUGUGGUGAAAGAGCUAGGAGCUGUGGUCUCUGAGGUUUCAAAUCAGAAAGUGCCUUUAAAGGAGGAAUCUAGUCCCGUGGAGAAAGAGAACCUUGACAGUCCAGCUACUGAGAUGGUAGUGGAAGAAUCUUCAAACUCUGAAGACUGUGCCAAAAAAUCCGAAGAGAAACUAGCCACCAUAAUCCAAAAGGACAGACUGCCACCCAAAGAAUGUUUAGAGAAGCUGGAGAAGCCCACAGAUGCAUCUGCUCCUGCAGAACUGCCCAAGCCUGCACCAUCUGAGGAAGAAACCUUGGAAAGCAGAAGCGAGCCUGAGGAGAAACCUGAUUCUCCCAAAGCUGCUGAGACACCUCCUCCAUCUUCUUCUCCUUUGACUUUAGAGAAGUCUGUUUUGGAAGCGGAGGGCUCUGAUGCUAAACCUGCUCUCCUUGAGGAGAGCCAAGGAGAAGAAAAAUCCAGCCCUGAAAAACCAGAGGAAGAGCCUGAAGCUGCCAAGCCAGAGCCAGAGGGAUUAGACGAUGCCCAUGCGUCCAACCUAGAGAACUCCUCCGAGAGUAAAAAGGAUUCCCCAACACCUAAAAGCAAAUUUAAGUAUAAACUAGUUUCUGAAGAAGAAAGCUGCACAACAGAUAAUAAAGAAAUAACUUCUGAAAGACAGAAAGAAGGGAUUAAAUUAACUAUCAGGAUCUCCAGUAGGAAGAGAAAGGCAGAAACACCGCCAGAAGACGUCACUGCUGGCCGCACGUUGAGGAGAUCCCCAAGGAUAUCUAAGCCUACUCCGAAAGUUGCGGAGACUCGGGAUCAGAAAUCUGACAAAAAACGAUCUGAAGAGGAAGAGGAGAAACCUGCACAUAAACAGGAAAGAAAAGAAGAUGCAAAAAAACAGGAGAAGGAGUCAAAUUCUAAGGUUAACAAGAGGAGCAAAGUUCGGUGGACAGGUACACGAACACGUGGCAGGUGGAAAUACUCAAGCAAUGAAGAAAGUGAAGGCUCAGAGAGUGAAAAAAACUCAGAUGAAGAGGAGGAAGAGGAAGAAGAGGAGGAAGAAGAAGCUGCACCUGCUGACGAUGAUGAACCGUGCAAGAAGUGUGGCCUUCCCAACCACCCUGAGCUGAUUUUGUUAUGCGACUCCUGUGACAGUGGAUACCAUACAGCUUGCCUUCGCCCUCCUUUGAUGAUAAUCCCUGAUGGAGAAUGGUUCUGCCCACCUUGCCAGCACAAAUUACUCUGUGAGAAAUUAGAAGAACAGUUACAAGAUCUGGACGUCGUCUUAAAAAAGAAGGAGCGUGCAGAACGCAGAAAAGAGCGACUGGUGUACGUGGGUAUCAGCAUUGAGAACAUCAUUCCCCCACAGGAGCCAGAAAUCCCUGAAGGUCAAGAAGAAAAAAAGAAAGAUUCCAAAAAGCACAAAUCAAAGCUGCUUGAAAGGAGGUCUACCAGAACCCGGAAAUGCAUAAGCUACAGGUUUGAUGAAUUUGAUGAGGCAAUUGACGAGGCAAUUGAAGAUGACAUCAAGGAAGCUGAUGGAGGAGGCAUUGGGAGAGGCAAAGACAUGUCUAAUAUCACAGGACAUCGUGGAAAAGACAUUUCCACAAUCCUAGAGGAAGAAAGGAAAGAAAACAAGCGACCCCAAAGGGCUGCUGCAGCACGGCGCAAGAAACGACGGCGACUGAACGACCUGGAUAGUGACAGUAAUCUGGAUGAGGAAGAGAGCGAGGAUGAGUUUAAGAUCAGUGAUGGAUCUCAGGAUGAGUUUGUUAUCUCAGAGGAAAACCUGGACGAAAGUGAAGAUGAUCCACCAUCAAACGAAGACAGCGAUUCCGAGUUCUGUGCCCGCAUCUCCAGGAGACACCUCUCCAGGCCAAUGAGGCAAAGCAGGCGGCUACGAAGGAAAACAGCCAAGAAAAAAUAUUCUGAAGAUGAUGAAGAUGAAGAUUCCGAGGACAAUUCAAGCAGAGAAUCUGAGAGUGGUGAUUACACGGAGUACAGUGAUGAUGAUUACCUGGAAACCAGGAGGAGAAGAUCAAGAAGGAAUCAGAAGAGGCAAGUCAACUACAAGGAGGAUUCAGAAAGUGAUGGCUCUCAGAAAAGUGUCCGAUAUGGCAAGGAGUUGAGAAGAGUUCAUAAACGCAGGCUCUCCACUUCAGAUAGUGAAGAGAGCUACGCAUCCAAGAACUCCGAAGAUGACGAUUCCACAAAGGAGUCGAAGCGACUGAUUCGAAAGCGUCGGCGAAGUACGGAUGACUACUCUGAGGAAGGAGAGGAUGAGGAAGAUGAAGAGAGGCCUGUCCGCAAGCGGCUCAAUAGAAUUGAAACAGACGAUGAAGAUAACUGCGAAAAUGCAAACGAUGAGGCAGAAAACCCUGCAAAUAAGCUGCCGGCACCACAGGCUCCUCAAGACAACACCAAGAAGCACUGCUACCGGAUAGAAAGUGACGACGAAGAUGACUUUGAUAACGUGGGGAAAGUAGAGAGCCCUUUGGACUACAGCCUGGUGGACUUGCCUUCCACCAACGGACAGAGCCCAGGUAAAACCAUUGAGAACUUGAUUGGCAAACCUAGCGAGAAGACCCAAGCCCCCAAGGACAGCACAGCCAGUGCCAGCCUGGCGCCCAACGGGACGGGGAGCGGGCAGGAAGUGGUAGGGCCAGAGGAAGAUGAAGAUGAACUUUUGAGAGUGACUGACCUUGUUGAUUACGUCUGUAACAGUGAACAGUUAUAAGACUUCCAUUUUUGUGCUAAUUUAUUCCACGGUAGCUCAUACCAGCGGGCCAGUUAUUAAAAGCUGUUUUAUUUUUCCUAGAAAAUUCUCCACUACAGUAUCACUUUUUAGAAGCAAGAAUUUCACCAGUCCUGCAGUCUUUCUGUGAAGUGACCAGUUUUGAACUUUGAAGAAGAAUUGCUGUAAAUUCCCUCUCUUACCCCCCUUUCUCCUUCCAAGUCCAUGGUCCUGGGUAAUUUCACUCACAAAUACCUUAUCACAACAAGAGAUUUGUAUAUUUUUGGCUUUAUAUUUCCUGAGUGCAUACAAAUUUGUGGAAAUGGGUGGCCUAAGAAAGCAUUCCAAAUCGGUCAGGGCCCAAACCGAAAUUUGGGGUGGGUUUGGCUCAAGGGGUGGGCGGGGUGCAGAAGCACUUGUGCUUUAGCUUUUUCAUAUGAGAUAUAUAUUAUAUUUAAAUGUUCACAACUUAGAUUACAACUUAACAGACAGUCUCAAAUUUAACGUCUGUACUGUCGCAUUUUGUGAGUUGUAGGUUAACAUGCCAUAGCUCAUUAGUAAUCACCUUCAUGGAAGCAGUUUGAUUUUAAUACAGGAGGCAAACAGAAUUACUAGAGGCCGAGAAGGUACCAUAAACAAGAACUCUACUAUCCAUUAUGACUUGCAGACUUUCCUAAUAAACAUCCUUUAAAGUGUUUGUACAGUAAAGUGUACUGUAAUGAAGUUUUUGACAGUUGAAACACGCUAGCAAUGAAUUUGCAAAGCUAUCCCACGCGUAGUUCAUCAGCUGGUCUUCUGUGCACGGUGUCCAGUGGGAGGACGCAGCGAUGCGAAGCUGGUCUGUAAGCAGGAUGGCAUCUUGGCGUGCUGUAAACUUUUACAGACAAAAGAAUCCUGCAGUAGCUGCCUGGCCACUUGGGUUUCACCUUCUGUUGGAGCAUUCGGAAUGGAACGUGUCUGUACAAACUGCACUGACCACAGAAUUGCAGCGCAUCAGAGGAUGGAGGGAUUUUCCAAUAAACCGUGACUGGUCCAUUCAUGUCCUUAGUAUCUACUUCAAAUUGAAGUAAACAAAUGGAACAGUUUUCCUUUUGGAGGUUUUCUGUUUGGGGUUUGUGUGUGUUUUUGUUUUGAUUUUAGUUAUCUGCCUGGAUGUAUUAGCAGGUUUUGAAUGUAGUGUUGGCCUUUGGCCAUUAGAAUUUUCUUAAAAUACAUUUUAAUAAUUGUCAUGUGACCAAACUGAUUUCAAGAAGGCAGUAUUUCUGAGAGAAAACACUCGACUCCAAGACGUCUCAUCAACUUUGGAGUGGGCCUGAGGUGAUGUGUGCUUUCAUUAAAAAGAAAAAAGGAGACUGCAAACAAAACCAACAAAUGUGGGCACAUAAGAAAGAGCAGAGCUGACAUUUGCUUUGGGUGGUGUUGAGUUUUCUCUUCAUUUGGAAUUAAGAUGCAGGCUGUAGCAUUUGUACAUGUUGUAGCACACAGCUGGAAAAGAUCUGCCAAACGUUGAAAUCCAAGGAGGUCACAUCUGUUUCUCCUUUUGCUCUGAGAUUUGGAUUUUUGACUGGUGUUGAUGUCCAUUGCCGGCAAUGGACGCACCGAAACUGCUGCUGCCACUGAGGAGUGAGUUCUCCUUUCCUGCCCCACCUGAUUCCCUUCCAUUAUAUUGUAUUUCCUAGUCAGUCAUGAAGCACUUCUGUUUUCUUCUACUAAAACCGGCGUUAGGCCUUUGCUAAAUACCUCUCUAGAGUACCUACACCCAAAAACACCUACUUCUGGCCUGGAAAGUCUUGGUUUUGUUUCCCCACCUGUCUCUCCACGAGUUCAAUCAGAACCACUCCGUGACUGUUACUCGAUUGGGUUCUAGCAGUGCACACCUACAACUAGAAUCGUCAGAGCUGCAAGACAGACAGAACUCGUUCAUUGCCUGCUGCUAAGCAAGCUUGUGAUUAAGAAAAAAAAGAGAAAUCACGCUCUUUCUAAAUGAGAACUGAACACCAUUAAAGAUUAAAUAUCUUUCCACCUUACCAAUGCUAACUGUUAACAGAUCUCACAAGCAGGUAUUAAAACAGGGUUUAGAAUGUUCUUGUAAGUGUAUGUAGCAUUUUAGCUACUACAAUGUUUUUCUUUGCCUAGGUGAUGCAUAAAUGUAGUGCUUCUCCAUUUCUAGUAUACUUGUGUUUUAAAACAAGCAAGAACACAUGGCUUCCACUUUCUAUUGUUAAUAAUUGCUGAGCAUUCUUACUAUUUGCAGUGCAAACUGUCUUGAUUCCCAUGCAGCGACACUGUGUAAUCAGUGACUCCUCAUUUAUUUUGGCAGUGCCAUCACCUUUUCUGCUGCCACAUGGAGCCUUUUCCUGUCUGAUCAGUGCUGUAGCAAACGUUCUUGCUUGUAGGCAGCCCCAAAUGCUGGAUAUGUAGUGGGUGAGUCAUUGUGAACGUAGGAAAAUACAAAGCAGUUAAAACAGCAAACAUACCAACCAGGAAGAAAUUGAGCACUGUGUUCGGGAGUGACGUAGCGGAGCAGAAAGCAGAAGUGAAGCACUGAAGUUUAUGUCAAGAGCAUCAGGUUUAACCAAUGUGGACAGACAGGUUGUUACUUUCUAUUGGUGGGUUUUACAAAACAAUUCUCUGUCUUCUGAGAAGUCACCUUCGGUAGCUGGGAUAUUUCAUCCCUUGGGAUCCCAGGGUCCCGUUAGUCCGUUGGGAAUAUUGUGCAAGGAAAAUCUGCCUAGAUGUUCUACAGAGCCCAGGAUUUUAAAACUUCCAUUUCCUCUCCUGUCUAAGGCUUCCAGCAUGGUCGGAAAUGUGAAUCUGUUUGGCAAGAUGUUUUCAGACACGAGGCCGGCUGGCUGCCGUGUGUGGCUCUGCUGUCGUGUCACAUGUACGUGAUCCCAAGUGGGAUCCUCCAGGUGUUGUGGUGUCCUUAGCAGCUUGUGCUCUCCUGUAUGCAUUGUGAGAUCAGAAGUCACGUCUUUGACUGCUCAUCUUCAGGCAUGGCUUUGGGCAAACAGAAAUUCAGGGUGUGCAAGGAACAGAAUGCAUUCUGGCCAGGGGUUUAUCACACAAUGGACUGGGCAGCAGAAGAAGGAGCACCUGUUGGCUGAGCUGUGCUGUGCACACAGGUUGACACCGAAAGCUGUGUCUUUUUUAACUGCGGAUCCUUCAGAGUAUAACUGAUGAGGAAGAAAGGGAACCGGUUUCUGUGGGUUGCGUGAGUCUUAAGAAGCACUGGAGAAGGGAAGGAACUGUAAACUGAGUUGAGGAAUGGAUGUUUUUGGGUGCCACAAAGAUAAAGGAUGGCUUUGCCACGAGCAUGGGAUGGAUGUGCAAAGUAGGGCCACUCUGUGCUAAGGAAUGCAGAGCGUUGAUCCAACCAGAAGGGUGGGGAAUUAAGAAGGCAAAAUUCCAUUGCGGUUGCUGUCUUCUGGUUAGAUACUGAAUCUUCUAAACCUUGAUUUAAAAAUGGAAAACAACAUCAUUAAGCUACCAAAAAAAACCCAUAAUGUUGAAAGCCUGUAGAAAGUCGAGUACUGAACAAAGUCUCUGAGCUCUUAGACAGUUUGAUUUCCUACAUGUCAAAUUACCUUAUAAAAUUACUGUAUCUUCCUGAUUCAUUUAAUGAAGCGAUUGCUCUGUUCUAAUGGCACUUGGGAAGAACAGAGAUGCCUUUUCUCUGAAUUGCUCAUGUAUAAAUACGUCACCGCGAGAUUUCUGUGGAUUGAAACGUCUCGAUUGCUCUGCAGGCAGUGGGAGCUGAUGAGUGAAGCUCUUCUUUCCUGGUCAACUGCUGUUUUCCGAGUGCUGGCCUGCGCUCUGAGGGGUCACUCAAAGAACCUUGAGGCAGAAAUGUAUGUUCACAAAAGAAAAACUCUAUGGUAGCAGUGCCCUUCUCCUGGUUUGUCUUCAUGUUUCUCACUUGAGCUGUUUGGUAUCUGUGCAAUGGUUUCAGUAGUCCAUUGUCAGGGUGUCCAUUGCACAGCUCUGUUUUCGGGUGCUUACAGCUUGGUUUUCAAUGCUCUGCAGUAGGAAGGCCUGGUCGAAACUUUCAGCAAGUUGUUUCAAAUUACUUAUUUUCACCAUUUUUCUUUUUUUUUUUUUCUCCAUGGGAAGUAAAUGAGGAAUUUUGGUGGCAAGGGAUUUGUGUCAUCCAGUUCAAAAUGGCAACGCAUGGGCCUUGAGAAUUGGUUUUGGUCCGUGUGCAGUGAAUGCUAUCCACAAGCUCGUGUUAAGCAUCCAACCUGCAGCCUUGGAUACGUAUUUAGGUUUGCUUUCAGUUCUCUGGGUACAUAAAAUCCUUUCGUGUAUAAAUGUAUGUACAAAUAUCAAAUGUCUUCAAAUGGUAACUUUCUGGAAAACAAAAUCUGUUGGAUAUGGUGGGGAGAUCUGCAGCAAUUCAUGCAGAAAGAGCACAGCACUGCAACUCCUCUAGUGUUUAAGCCAUCUAUGGGAGCAGUUAGGACUGCUGUCUGCAAUGUGCGGGAUGAAGCCCACGUUUCCUGGGAUCUUUUCCUCCUCCCCUUCUAGAACAAGUGGGGUAGGGAUGAUAUCAAUAUGUCAGAAGAGAGAAAAUGAACAACAACAGAAACAGAACUUAUUAUCCAGCAUAUAUUGAAGCAAUUGCAAUCCUCAGUGACCACUCUGUGAUGCUGUAGAGUUGGGGAUCUCACGGAACACUCUGGCUUCAGAAAUGCUUAUCCCUGCAGCUGGACACACAGCAGUCGGGGUACUGAGGAUUACUGGUCAUUUCUGAUAAUGUGCAUCACUUACCAAGCUCUCAUUUUAGGUUAGGUAUAACUCAUGAGAUCGUUCCAAAUGGCAGAAGCGUGUGCUUGGGAGUUGUUUGUCCCAGUGCUUUGGAAUAAUUUAACUUAUUUUGUAUAUUGCAGAAGAUGUAUAUUGCUUAGUAUGACACUUACUUUAAAAAAGAAAUGUGUACAGCUUCUGGGGGAAAGAAUAGGACACUCUUAAGUAGAGAAGAAGUUUUUAUAAUGGAGGAUGUGGUGUAAAGGCUCCAGGUAUAACUGCAAUUAAAAGCAAGUCCCACAGCUUGGGUUUUUGACUGUCGUUUUGUAAAUGCUGACACUCCGCACCUGAGCCUGUGAUCAGGAGAGGGGAUGAUGAUACAGAAGUUAGAGAGGACACGUGCUUAAUGAAGGCAGGUGUGUCUGCAAAUAGAUCUACUAUUGCUACGUAUAACCCCAAAGGUUACUAAGGAAAACUGAAAGAUAGAGUUGCUCUAUUCCUUCAGUUGGUUUACUUUGUGCACUUGGCAGCACUUUGUGUAUAGUCAGUCUCACUGGUUCCCCAGGUGCAGACCGAGUUGGUUUCUCCUGCUGUUGGAAUGCUCUUUCCAUUAACAGGAGAUGGGGAAUGGGUGGAGGGAAGCGGAAUGGGAAAAUGCGGAUGCAAGCCCUUGCAAUUUGCAAGAUGGGUCUUGGACAGGCCUGAAAACUGCUUCUGAUUUGCCCUUUAAAGACUGUACUUCAAAUGGAAGGUCUCCGUGCGGAGAAUCAUCUUGACACCUCCUUUUCUCAUCGUGACCUUCCGAGCAACAGGCAAACUGUUCACAGUCUCUUUCCUUGAGAGCAGUUCCACCAGCACAGCGUGGCGUGGAGAAGAUCAGGAUCAGUAGAGCACUGUGACAAUGUUUGCCUUGGGGAUGUUGGUUGGAGUCCACGCAGGUUCCUUUGUCCUUUGUUCCUCUUCUUACGUCCCACAUGACUAAACUGAUUAGUGAUACUUAGAUUAGUCUGUCAGAACUUGACUUAAAUGAUCCUGAGGGGAUAAAGUCCUUUUACUAAAACAUGCAAUAGGCCUCAUUACCAGUGCACCGUUUGUUAGUUAAAAGUCCUUAGCAGAUCUGCUACUCAAGUUAGUGGUAGAAGAGGAAAUCGAACCAUACAGCUAUAUACCUUGUUUAGUUUUCCAUUUCAUACUCAUUAUAUGGACUCUAAAGUCUUGUACAGUAUCUGAUGCCUAUGCUGUAUUCAUUACAAUGGUACUCCUCCCCCUAACCUGCACUAACACGAUUUGUUUUUCAUGCCAGUCAGGUUGCUAGUUGCUAGCCCUGCUUCACAGAUCUGCAGCAGCCAUGAGAUGGCAUUCAACUGAUUCAAACACCUGAUGUCACCGUUGGCAGUGUGAUGGUUCUCAAAUAGGAGCAGAGUUCUAGGUGGAUGCUAGACAAGCACUGGGUUUAUUCACAGUCCCAGAUAGCAUAGACCAGGUAAUUGCUAGCAGAACGGCUGUCCUCCAAUUCCUGCCACAAUUAGAUCGAAACUGCCGGAUAGGUUAAAAUCUCAGACACGCUUACACGAAAUACAGUCUUGUCUUACUCCUGUGUGCUGUUUGUACGUUCACAGAGAAAUCUGGAGUUAACAUCACUCUCGUUCACGCUUGGCCUCGUUUUUCUUUUCUUUCUCUAGAAGUCCCGCAAGCCGAGCUCUGUGCAGAGCUUAACCCGUGCAUUUCAGAGUCCUGAACCUCGAUUGUUAAAUCUCUUCCAUCGUGACUUGCUCCAAUAUCAAAGGGAAAGGACCGAGGGGACGCACACUGUGUGUGCGGGAGGUGGGGAGAGAGACGUUGAAAAAACUGGAAUUGUCGUUGUUGCACAUAAAUUGGGUGGUGCUGUCACUGUCCUUCCCCCCCCUCGCCAGAAAUACCACGUGCAUGCGAAACACGAUGCAUUAAAACCUUUAUAACGGAAGUCAUGGUGGCCUCAGUGCUCAAAGGGUUCACUGCAGUUUAAUAACAGCUCAUGUUUUUAGAUUUGCAGUACACAACUGUUUAAAUACUGUAUUCCUUGUAAAUGAAGUAAAAAAAGAAAAAAAAAAAAUGUUAAGGCUGGUGCCAAUAUUUUUGUUAAUGAAUUGUUCAGCGUUGUCUCACUACAGUCUGGUCAGAACUCUUUGUGUAUAAGCUGGGCCUGAAGCCAUUUUAUAGCUUGUAGGCCUAAUUGUGUAACUUUUCUUUCAUAAUGUUUUUGUUAUAAUAUCUACUGUCAUUUCUUUCAUAUAAAUAUGACAUGUAAAUUGUCAUAAUAAAAAAAAAAAAAAAAGAAAUAACUGGAUGUACAAAGUAUAA
Messenger RNA from Lagopus muta (rock ptarmigan), 11386 nucleotides. RefSeq names its product remodeling and spacing factor 1 (gene RSF1). The transcript is spliced from 16 exons. Gene Ontology annotation, cellular component: RSF complex. Gene Ontology annotation, biological process: regulation of DNA-templated transcription. Bases 35 to 4303 code for a protein of 1422 amino acids. The record is from RefSeq and is a predicted model, not a curated record. NCBI's taxonomy places the organism in Eukaryota, Metazoa, Chordata, Aves, Galliformes, Phasianidae.